Pseudozyma hubeiensis SY62 is the source of this 786-nucleotide messenger RNA. RefSeq lists its product as hypothetical. The transcript has 2 exons. NCBI's taxonomy places the organism in Eukaryota, Fungi, Basidiomycota, Ustilaginomycetes, Ustilaginales, Ustilaginaceae. The record is from RefSeq and is a predicted model, not a curated record. Bases 1 to 786 code for a protein of 261 amino acids.
AUGCUGCGCAUGCUACCAUCGCUAUAUGCGCUCUGUGCGCUGGCCUGCUUGGACGGAGCGUUUGCACCUGAUCCGCCCAGCUUCACACCUGGCCUGUCGACCGCGGCGUCAGCCUCAGGAACGCAAGCGCCGGCAACAGGCUCGGUCAACAUCCCCUCUUCCGCGCCUGCGGGAGGUAUCACAGUAACGCAACCCAUCCAAACCGCGGACGCAUCGUACUACAAGAUUGCUCGAGGUGUCGAAGUGACGUUCGGCUGGAACUUUACGUCUGUUCUGCAGUACCCACGCACGCUUACGGUGCAGGCGUACUGCUCGGACAACCUGAACACGUACGACAUUGCGACGAACCUUCCGGGUACAGCGACGAGCGUGGUGUGGUCGCCGUACAACUACUCUUCCAGCGUGGAAGCCAGCAACCCGAAUCUGCCGCAGCUGAUCGCCGCUAGCUAUCGACUGAUGAUCUACGACGAGCGAGGCACGAGCGUUGGUGCGAGUCCAGGGCUGAUGCAGCCGAAUACGAGGGUGCAGUUUGCGCUGUACAAUCCUCAGGCGUAUACGCCGCUGGCCAGUGGGUGGAUCUGCGCAGCGUGCAGCGGCGCGAGCGGGCUGAAGAUGGUGCACCCUGCGUUUGUCGGAUUGAUCGCCGCGGUGGUGGUCGCCGCGCGUCGUGGUUGUGGCUUGGUCGGAUUCGGCGAGGACGAGUGGAGAUGCAGCUGUUCGGCCCCGCUGAGGAAUCGGAAGCGUCGUUCUAAGCCGAUGGAAGAAGCUCCCACAUCGUCAAGUUGA